GCACGUACGUCGUUGCAAUUGUGGGCGUGAGACGUAGAAAUUGUACGUAGUGUGCUCACAGCAGUUGUGUGUGUUCUUCCCCUGUGUUAACGCUGUGCAUUGAAGAAGUCGGAGGCAUCGAUAUCUGGAAAACCCGCCACAUAACACAAAAGAAACCACUGAAGCUGAUGGACGUCCGUCCGAAACGUUCUCAAGAAACUGGGGCCAUGGGUAAGAAGCAGAUGGGCAAGUCCAAAAAGGAGGUGUCUGAACCCGAGGAAUAUGUGGUGGAGAAGGUCAUGGAUCAGCGUGUGGUCAAUGGAAAAGUGGAGUACUUCCUCAAAUGGAAAGGGUUCUCAGAUGCUGACAACACCUGGGAGCCGGAGGAGAACCUGGACUGUCCCGAGCUGAUCGCAGCCUUCCACACAGCCCAGAAGGGAGUGGUGGAGAAGCCCGACUCAAACAAGAGGAAGCCCUCCACAGACGAGCCAGAAACAGAAGAGAGCAAGGCCAAGAAGAAGAAAGAGAGUGAAAAACCACGGGGGUUUGCCCGGAACCUUGAGCCCGAGAGGAUCAUCGGUGCAACAGACAGCAGCGGGGAGCUUAUGUUCCUGAUGAAAUGGAAAGAUUCUGAUGAAGCAGAUCUGGUACCGGCACGAGAGGCAAACACACGUUGCCCUCAGGUUGUCAUCUCAUUUUAUGAGGAGCGCCUCACCUGGCACUCCUGCCCUGAAGAUGAGCAGCAGUGAUGCGCACGCGCGCCACACACACGCACGCACGCAGACACACACACACACACACACACACACACCAACUCUACUUUUAUUUUCUUGUUUUAGUUUUUGCAUACUUGAAGCUAUGGUAACUUCUGUGUUUGCUGUAUAAUGUCUUUGUAAAUAUUUGUUUUUCAAAACAACGCAAUAAAGGUUUAUAUUACUCGUA
Alosa alosa (allis shad) is the source of this 921-nucleotide messenger RNA. It is a transcript of the gene cbx3a, whose product is annotated as chromobox homolog 3a (HP1 gamma homolog, Drosophila). The transcript has 6 exons. The coding region runs from base 168 to 728 and encodes 186 amino acids. The record is from RefSeq and is a predicted model, not a curated record. Lineage: Eukaryota; Metazoa; Chordata; Actinopteri; Clupeiformes; Clupeidae. Gene Ontology annotation, molecular function: chromatin binding. Gene Ontology annotation, biological process: negative regulation of transcription by RNA polymerase II; chromatin organization. Gene Ontology annotation, cellular component: nucleus; pericentric heterochromatin.